CCAGAGCUCCGGGCGGCGGCGGCGGCGCGGGAGGCGAAGAGGCCGGGGCGCGGGAGCCGGCGCAGCGUCCGCGGCGAGAGCGGCGGGGACGGAACAGCCCAAGACGAAGACGCACAGGCAGCCGCGCCGGGCAGGGCCGCGGGGAGAGCGGCCGCCGGGAAGCGGGCGGGGAGCCGGGCGGGCAGCAGGCAGCCGCCGCCGAGCCGCGGAGCGACAUGGUGCUGAUCAAGGAGUACCGAGUCGUCCUGCCUGUGUCAGUAGAGGAGUAUCAAGUAGGACAGCUGUAUUCUGUGGCUGAAGCUAGCAAAAAUGAAACAGGCGGUGGAGAAGGUGUGGAGGUCCUGGUGAAUGAACCCUAUGAGAAGGACGGUGAGAAGGGCCAGUUCACACACAAGAUCUACCACUUACAGAGCAAAGUGCCCGGGUUUGUUCGAAUGCUGGCCCCAGAGGGAGCCCUGAAUAUACAUGAAAAAGCAUGGAACGCCUACCCUUAUUGCAGAACUGUUAUUACAAAUGAGUACAUGAAAGAAGACUUUCUGAUUAAAAUUGAAACCUGGCACAAGCCCGAUCUUGGCCACCUGGAGAAUGUGCAUAAACUGGAGGCUGAGACAUGGAAACAUGUGGAAACCGUGUAUAUAGAUAUUGCAGAUCGAAGCCAAGUACUUAGCAAGGAUUACAAGGCAGAGGAAGACCCAGCCAAAUUUAAAUCUCAGAAAACAGGCCGAGGACCCUUGGGCCCCAAUUGGAAGCAAGAAAUUUUAAAUCAGAAAGACUGCCCGUACAUGUGUGCAUACAAACUGGUUACUGUCAAGUUCAAGUGGUGGGGCCUGCAGAACAAAGUGGAAAACUUUAUACAUAAGCAAGAGAAGCGUCUGUUUACAAACUUCCACCGGCAGCUGUUCUGUUGGCUGGAUAAGUGGGUUGAGCUGACCAUGGACGACAUUCGAAGGAUGGAAGAAGAGACGAAGAGACAGCUAGACGAGAUGAGACAAAGGGACCCAGUGAAAGGAAUGACAGCAGAUGACUAAAGCCCCUCCACUCCCUUCUGCACUGUAUUUUGCAAGACAGUGGUCAACAGGAAGGCCCAGCAGCUCCACCCUCCCGAGUGACAGGCCAUCUUCGGACGCAGCCUUUCUGUGCCCAUUCUUCAGGCAACUCUCAGUCCCUUACUGUAGCUAAUCCUAGAUGCCCUUUAAUAUUGUGAACAAAUAGACCCUCUGGUAUUAUGAAGCCCCUGUGUGCAGGAGCCUGCUCCUCUGAGAUAUGUGGCGUGGAGGUGACUGUAUUUACAGCUCCUCCCUCUCCAGCCAUUGUGUUCUCAACCCAUUUCUGUGUGCCCCCACUUUAUUUUCAAGUGACAUUGUUAGUCUUUCAAAAUAGCUGCCUUUUGUGAUGUGGUGAUUUAAUCGAUUUAAGUUUGUUUGUUUUCAGCCUUGGGAUAAACUGAAGUAUUUUGCUUCCUGAACAGAUCUUUGCAAUUUUGAGUGCUCACCUGGGGAGAGGGGACGAGGAUGAGUCAGAAAUAGUUUUCCCCCUAGUUCCACAGAACAGCAAUGUAGCUUCAGAGCUCUGACCUCUGCUCCCAGCAACCCACUGUUAGAGUGCUCUAAGCACCAAAGACGUACCCAAGGCCAGCCAGCCUCUGCUUGGAAAAUUUAACAAAUAGAAACAACCCCUGCCCCAGGCACUGCACCUCUGGUCACUAGUCUUAGACGUACCUAUGGGUUCUGAGCCCUCCUGUUGCCCUCUCUGUCUUUGUCUCUGCAGAGUCCAUAUGCCAGGGCCAGCUCUCCUCCUGGAGGGGCCUGUCCAGUGUGACCCUUAGAAUUGAGCCUGCCCUAUAGAUACUGAUUAGCGUGCCCCCCGAGGAGCUCUGUAUGUCCAUGCUCCUGUUCCCAUUUGGGCUGGUGCUGUCACUCAGCAAUAAUCCUUUUCUCUGUGCUUUCUCAGAUUCUUGUCCUCUGUCUUUGAGGCUGGUCAGGACACAAAAGUCCUGAUCUUUUCAUGCUGCACAAAA
Molecule: messenger RNA, 2017 nt
Organism: Pipistrellus kuhlii (Kuhl's pipistrelle)
Lineage: Eukaryota; Metazoa; Chordata; Mammalia; Chiroptera; Vespertilionidae
Gene: PITPNA
Product: phosphatidylinositol transfer protein alpha
Exons: 12
Coding region: 216-1028 (270 amino acids)
Biological process (GO): phospholipid transport
Cellular component (GO): cytoplasm
Molecular function (GO): phosphatidylinositol binding; phosphatidylinositol transfer activity; phosphatidylcholine binding
Source: RefSeq, a predicted model, not a curated record